AUGGAUGAUAGAGUUAUAUUAAAAAUUUAUUGUUAUGGACAGAUUUUGUUAGAAACAUAUGAGGGAGUUCAAUUUGUAUGUCAAAAUCCAGUAGAUGUUGUUAUUCCGUUCACAUUGUCAUUGGAUGAAUUGAAAGGUGUGAUUUGUGAGAAGAUACAUUCAGAAAGAUCAGGAAGAAUAUCGUGUAUUUUGUACAGGUAUCCUUUACCUGUGUUUGGUGGAUUCGUCCAUUUUCAGACGAAAUACGUGACAGAUGAAGCGAGUAUACAGGAAAUAUUUUCAAUGUAUAUUGAGAAUCGCCGGCGAAUAUCGUGCAUCGAGUUGUAUAUUGAGUUCGAGCAAUCUGAAGUGGACCGAAAUAUUGAAGUCGAAGAUUAUGAUAGUGGUAGCGACGAGGAUUUUGAAAGUAACUAUGAGAUCGUUGGUCCAGGUGAAAACGAAGAUGGAGCUGACGGCCCCAUGAACCCAGAUAUGGCGGAGGUUGUGUGUGUGCAGCUUCCUGUUGUGGCCGACGGUGAAUUUACGGUGGGGAUGGAAUUCAGUUCAAGGGAGGAAGUAAUCAAGGCAAUGAAAGACUAUACCAUCCGUAGAGGGGUAGACUAUCGGGUUUAUGAGUCGGAACCGACGACAUUCUAUGCUAAAUGUACACAUUAUGGCAAAGGUUGUGAUUGGCUGAUCAGGGUUACGAAAAUGCAGAAGAAGUACUGCUGGGAGAUAAGGAGGUACAAUGGUAGUCACACUUGUACCCGGUCGACAAUUUCUCAAGACCAUUCGAAACUGGACUCCAAGACAGUUGCAGAAGCAAUUAAGCCGUUGGUAGAGGUUGACCCAUCUUUGAAGGUGAAAUCAGUCAUUGCGGAAGUGCAGUCGAAGUUUAACUAUACCAUCAGCUAUAGGAAAGCUUGGUUAGCAAAGCAGAAGGCGGUUGAGUCAAUUUUCGGAGGUUGGGAGGCAUCGUAUGAAGCUUUACCCUUAUGGUUUGAGGCCAUGUGUCACAAGGAGCCGUCAGCAGUGGUUUACUUUGAAACAAUGGAUGCCUACCAGGGGGAUGACUUGGUUCCUGAUAUCUGUGUACUACAUAGAGUCUUCUGGAGUUAUUACCCUUGUAUUAGGGCCUUCAGACAUUGCAAGCCAGUAGUGCAGGUGGACGGGACUCAUUUGUAUGGUAAAUACAAGAGUUGUUUGUUGGUUGCAGUCUCACAAGAUGGUAAUAACAACAUCGUGCCUAUUGCAUUUGCCAUAGUGGAGGGGGAGACCUCUGAUGCAUGGUACUUUUUUCUAAGUAAACUUCGUCAACAUGUGGUCACACGUGAUGGUGUCGGACUUAUCUCUGAUCGACACGAUUCUAUCAGGUCAGCUAUUGAUCGGAGUAAUGGGGCUUGGUCUCCUCCCAGAGCUUUCCAUAUGUUCUGUAUCCGGCAUAUUGAGUCGAAUUUCUUGAGGAAGUUCAAGGCACCGUACUUGCAGAAGCUCAUCGUCAAUAUCGGGUAUUCAAGGACGAUACGGGAGUACCAGAUGCGCUAUGAACGAUUAAAAGAACGGGGUGAGGCUUACACCAACUGGCUUGACCGCAUCCCACGUGAGCAGUAUGCUUUGGCAUUCGAUGGUGGAUACAGAUGGGGACAUAUGACCACCAAUCUUGUGGAGUGCAUCAACUCCGUUCUGAAGGGUGCACGCAAUCUCCCGGUCACUGCGCUUGUUAAGGCUACAUUUUACAGAUUAAAUGAGUUGUUCACUAGGAAAAGAGCCGAGGCUGAGGCUCGAAUUAAUGCUGGACAUGUGUUCUCUGAGAUGGUCACCUCGAAGCUGCAUGCAAACCAGCGAGCAUCGGGAAACAUACAGUUGACCUACGCCAACAGCGGUGCGACUGUGGUGAAUUCCAGGUUGACCGAAUUCCGUGUCGACAUGUUCUAG
Arachis duranensis is the source of this 1914-nucleotide messenger RNA. RefSeq lists its product as uncharacterized. The coding region runs from base 1 to 1914 and encodes 637 amino acids. The record is from RefSeq and is a predicted model, not a curated record. NCBI's taxonomy places the organism in Eukaryota, Viridiplantae, Streptophyta, Magnoliopsida, Fabales, Fabaceae. The transcript is spliced from 4 exons.